Molecule: messenger RNA, 1480 nt
Organism: Aedes aegypti (yellow fever mosquito)
Lineage: Eukaryota; Metazoa; Arthropoda; Insecta; Diptera; Culicidae
Gene: ringer
Product: TPPP family protein CG45057
Exons: 4
Coding region: 350-1024 (224 amino acids)
Biological process (GO): positive regulation of protein polymerization; microtubule bundle formation; microtubule polymerization
Cellular component (GO): microtubule
Molecular function (GO): tubulin binding
Source: RefSeq, a predicted model, not a curated record
CCAUGUCGCUUAGAGAUCGCAAAUUCCAUCGUCAAGUUCUACAGCUUACGCGAGCAAAAGUCUAGCAAACGAAUUCAAAUUAACACUCGUUGGAGGAACAAGUCAAAUAGAAUAUAUUUAUGUAUAUGAUCUCAUAUUUGAGUAGCCGAGUGAUGACGAUCAUGUUGACAGUAGAAUAAGCGCUAAAAUUAUUUGUUCGCAUCACGUACUCUUCGUAAAAGUGUUAGGUAUUGAAGCCCCGAUACAAUAUCAGGGAAACAUUUCAAUUCUAGCAUUCAAUCUCUCGUUCCCCACGACACGAAUAUGUAUUCUCAUGUGGCUGUUCAUCGGUUGGUGAUCGUCCAUCAUAAUGUCCGAUGAUAAACAGAACGGUUCAGACAUUGUGGAUAGAGCUGCCGUGGAAGUAGCUCAGAUGGCGUUGGAGUCGAAUGAAGAUGCCACUGCAGCACCUGCUGCUUCAAAAGUAACUGCCGAAGAUGCUGGAGGAAAAGGUGCUGCUCCCAAGAAAGAAGAGAAUGGUACCCCGAAAGCCGCACCGGUAUCGAUUGCUGCCUUUAAAGAGCAGUUCAAAGCAUUUUCAAAGUUUGGAGACACCAAGUCCGAUGGAAAGCACUUGACCCUUUCGCAGAGUGAUAAGUGGAUGAAGCAGGCCAAGGUCAUUGAUAAGAAAAUAACAACUACAGAUACUGGAAUCCAUUUCAAGAAACUGAAAUCGAUGAAACUGUCCUUUGCGGACUACAAUACUUUCCUGGAAGAUUUGGCCAAAACUAAGAAAGUUGAGCUGGACGAAAUCAAAAGCAAAAUGGCAAACUGUGGAGCUCCGGGAAUCCACAACGCUACGCCCGGAAAAGCGGCCGAAACGGUGGCGCGGCUGACAGACACAUCGAAGUACACCGGUUCCCACAAGCAGCGGUUUGACGAAACUGGAAAGGGAAAAGGAAUUGCCGGCAGAAAAGAUCUUCCCGACGGUUCGGGUUAUGUAACGGGAUACCAGCAUAAGAACACAUAUGACAAGACGCACUAGAAACGAUGCGAUGUUUGCGCAACGCCCUUCCAUUUUCUCGACAUGUAUAAUCAUAACCCAUGAUGAUAAUAUUUGAAAAAUCAAAAACGAUCGAUUACCAGUUUUCCGCAGUCUUCGAAAUAUUAUGAACUGUCAUUUUUGUUCAAAUUAAUCAUUCGUUAAUGAUGGUAGUUUUAUUAUUUCCCUGUAAAUGUUAAAUUAUGUUGGUCUUUUUUUUGUUAUAUGAUAAAUUACUCUAGUCUUGUUAGUUUGCUUAAGUGAUAAAUAUACACAUAAUGACAUGAAGCGUUACAUUAGCUGUAAAUUUCACCUACAUAGUCAUUGUUUCCGGUACCUAAGGAAGUUCAAUGAGAAUGGAUACAAUCCAAGAGAUAUAUAAGAUCCCAGAUUAAAUAUAACAUAUUUGUAUUUUUCCGCUGAAAAUAUUCAGGAUUGAAUAAAUUUCUUAAACACAUA